ACAUGGAUUUGCAGGUAUAACAGGACAUGACUGACCUGCACAUUUCAAAUUCGGUUCUGUUCCAGGAUCCUGAUGCUCCAACAGUAAAUCAGCCUUUGUUUCCCACUCCUGCUGAGUGACAUGCCAUUGAAGGAUCAGUGCACAUGUUACAAUAACUGAUCUACAGCCCUUGACACUUGGUGGAUGCUGCCAGAAUCAGUCAAAACACUGUAAUAAAGAUAGUGCUUCAGAUCAGUGUCUUUACAGGAAUUGCUCUGCAGUUAUUCAGACCUGACAAAACACCUGGCACCCACACAUUGCUCUGAUAGUAAUACAAGUGCCCAACUUCCAUGUGAGGCUGUUACUAGCAAGACUUUACACAGAAGGCCAGAGUUGCUACUCCAGUUUUGCAGAUGGAGAAGUUGGAAAACAAGAGGUGAAAUGACUUGUACAAAAUUUGACAGCAAGCUAAGUUUGGAGUAGGACUCAGUCUCUUGACAGUGUGGGAAUAGCUGAGGUCUGUCUCUUUGGGAAGGAUGACUCAGAGCAGGGCUGUCUGAAACAGCACUGAGAGAAGUCCCUGAAAUGGACAGUCAACAUCAUGACAUUAUAAAUAAUGGCAGGAUUAAAUUCAAGCUGCUGCUUGCUGUUGCUGCUGUUUCCAGUGUUGCAAGUUCCUUUCCUGACCAUAGCUAGUGAGAGGAGGAAGGAAAGCAAGCAAAGGAAAGGAUCUGGUGUCCAGAUGGAAGCAGUUGCUGGGCCAGUGGAGUUUCAGCGGCGUGAACGGAACCAAAGUGGUGCACAAGCCUGGGCAGAAUCCUUUGUCAGCUGGGAAUUUCCCCCAGGGACUAAAUGGCGAGCAAAUGGACUGUUUGAUCGCUUGAGAGGAGGGACUCUGCUGAGGAUACCCGACAGAGUCCCUGUGGGGUAUCUCUGUCGUCCCAGACUCUUCCCUGAUAUGGAACAAAGUGAAGGUGAACAGGAAUCCCAGCCAGAGAGUCACGUGGAGAGCAAGAGCAGCGUGAAGUCCUUGCCCGGGGGACCGGCCCAUGUCAAACUAGAGAUUAAAAAACAUGCGGUUACGGAUGACUACAAACUCUCCAAACGUGUGCUGGGGUUAGGAAUCAAUGGCAAAGUACUGGAGUGUUUCAACAAGCAGACAGGCCAGAAAUGUGCUUUGAAGCUCCUCUAUGACAACCCCAAAGCCCGUCAGGAAGUGGAGUAUCACUGGCGAGCGUCAGGGUGUCCUCACAUUGUCCACGUCCUGGAUGUUUAUGAGAAUAUACACCAUGGGAAGAGAUGCCUCCUCAUUGUCAUGGAAUGCAUGGAGGGAGGAGAGCUGUUCAGCAGGAUCCAGGAGAGAGGAGAUCAAGCUUUCACUGAGAGAGAGGCCUCUGAAAUCAUGCGAGACAUCGGCACAGCCAUCCAGUACCUGCACUCCAUGAACAUCGCCCACAGGGACGUCAAGCCUGAAAAUUUGCUUUACACAUCCAAGGACAAGGAUCCUGUGCUCAAACUCACAGACUUCGGCUUUGCCAAAGAAACCUCUGUAGUGAAUGCGCUGCAGACCCCCUGUUACACUCCUUACUAUGUGGCCCCAGAAGUCCUCGGUCCUGAGAAGUAUGACAAGUCAUGUGACAUGUGGUCAUUGGGUGUCAUCACAUAUAUUCUCCUGUGUGGGUUCCCUCCAUUCUACUCAAACACUGGUCAAGCCAUUUCUCCAGGGAUGAAGAGGAGAAUUCGGAUGGGGCAAUACGGGUUUCCCAAUCCAGAGUGGGCUGAAGUAUCAGAGGAAGCCAAACAACUGAUUCGCCAUUUACUGAAGACUGACCCCACAGAGAGGAUGACAGUGUCCCAGUUUAUGAAUCACCCUUGGAUUAAUAGAUCAAUGUCAGUGCCACCAACUCCUCUUCAUACUGCACGGGUCCUGCAAGAGGAUAAAGACCACUGGGAUGAAGUUAAAGAGGAGAUGACCAGUGCUUUGGCUACCAUGAGGGUGGACUAUGAUCAGGUGAAAAUCAAAGACUUGAAAACCUCCAACAACCGCCUCCUGAACAAGCGCCGCAAGAAGCAGAAGCAGGCAGGCACUUCUUCCACAGCCCCAGGGUGCAAUAACCAAUGAGCACAGAAGCCAAGGACCUGUGGGUGGAGGGUAAAAGUUACACAGAGCAAUUUAAAAACCUAUGAUCACCUCAGUCCAUACCACAAAGGCAAGGAGAUGGUGAAGAAGCCGUCCUGCAAAGAGGGAGCAGUGGGAAAGAUUACUUUUUUAUUACUUGAAUCAGGGCUUUGCUUUUAAAGACUAAUGUAUAUGACGUGAUUCUGUUGCAUAUUGCUAGGGAAGGUUCAACAAUGCCAGAAAUGUUACAGGGUUUUGGUUUGGCUUUAACUCUGUGGGAUGAGAGGAGGGAACAGGAGGCAGUCUCAGCAUACUAAUGCACUGAGGCUUUAACAGCCAUUUACAAGAGUAACUUCUGCUGCUGUUUUAAACUUGGGACUAGAAGAAUGCCAAGUGUUCUGCCAGAAGUGUUUUAGUAGUUUAGUAGAAUUGGUAGUAGUCCAUAUUUCCAAACUUACCUCCUAUAGUUACAGAAUAUCAUCUGAACAGUAAACAGUUAUUCUUGUUACAGGAAAAAGCAUCCAUGCAUUUCCAUUUUCAUAAAGCCUUCAUGUAGCCUCAUGUGAAGACUUGAGUUUGUCAUGGAUUUGCGUUUGAUGACAUGUAAGUUUUCUGAAUUGUAACCACUGUGUUGUGUCUUUGCCACUGUCAGACUCCUCUCUUGUAAUGUUUUGAAUUUAACUGGUACAAUAUGUGAAAAGUUGUAAUAAGGAUUUAAGUAGCUGAAGGUAUCCUGCAGAGAGUAUUGCUGUUCCUCUUGGAUCCACAACCUCCAGGGCGUGCAGCUGGACAUGCAAUUGUGUACAAGAGACUGCUCUAGAGGAAAGACUCCUGAAAUUCAGGAAGAAGUGCCAAAUGCAUGUUCUCUGAAUGGACCCUGCCAGCAUCCCUUCUGGUAAUUAUCUCCAGAUCCCGUGCCUAAGAUGUGCUGAUCCCAGCAAGUUUUGGGGUGCUGGGGUUGGUUUGUUUCCUGGGGUCAGGAACUUUAUUUGCUGUGUUUUGGUGGUGUUUCAGGAUCCAAAGGUUUUCACCACUUAAGGGAGAUUACCAAUAAGUACAUCUACCUGUUGGUUUUUUCCUAUUCUAAUUAUUUUUUUUAUGGGAACCUGGCCUUGGUUUGCUGGUAUGUUUUAUUUUGUGAUCAAAAUAUUUCCUCUCGCUGUAUUUUGGGUUUUGAUUUUGUUUUUUUAGUUGAGGUGAGGCAAAUAUUUAUGGAAGUAUCAUCGGAGUCUAGGAUGUAAAUGAUGUGCUUCCAGUGAUGCAGGCAAAAAGGACUUUGUGGUAGGCUCACAGAGUGCUGGUGUGUUAACAGGCUUGGAAGAAUGUUAAAAGACAAAAAGGAAAACAAGGCUCCAGAGUGGAUCUGAAUUGUCCAAUGUGAGUGACACAGCAAAGCUCGAGGCUUUGGACUUUGUCUGGGGAACCCAGUUCAGAGUGUUGGAUGAGAGCUCCAUUCUUCUUUGUGCACUGGUCCUAGGGUUUUGUAACGUGAUUUAUUAAAAUGAGUUUCUAACAUUC
Molecule: messenger RNA, 3616 nt
Organism: Corapipo altera (White-ruffed manakin)
Lineage: Eukaryota; Metazoa; Chordata; Aves; Passeriformes; Pipridae
Gene: MAPKAPK3
Product: mitogen-activated protein kinase-activated protein kinase 3
Exons: 12
Coding region: 596-2101 (501 amino acids)
Biological process (GO): response to cytokine; intracellular signal transduction; toll-like receptor signaling pathway
Cellular component (GO): cytoplasm; nucleus
Molecular function (GO): calmodulin binding; ATP binding; calcium/calmodulin-dependent protein kinase activity
Source: RefSeq, a predicted model, not a curated record